Messenger RNA from Drepanopeziza brunnea f. sp. 'multigermtubi' MB_m1, 882 nucleotides. The record is from RefSeq and is a predicted model, not a curated record. Lineage: Eukaryota; Fungi; Ascomycota; Leotiomycetes; Helotiales; Drepanopezizaceae.
AUGUCCACAACAACCACCCCAUACUCUAGACAGGACUCUCUUCAGAGCAUUGACAUGGACUCAACAGCAGACAAAGCAGAGCGCAAGCGCCAGAAACGCCCAGCGAGAAUUCCGUACGUAAUCCUGCACCAUCUUCAUAGACCAAUUACCAACCGGCUCGUUCACCCAGGUCGAAGAAGAAAGGAAUAUCUCAAGAACCUCGAGAAAGCCCAAAAAGAGCAGAGCAAUGUCAAGCAGCCAGACGAGAUCAUGCAGCUAAAGCACGAGAACGAGAUGAUGAGAAGAGAAAUUCAAGCUUUCCGAGCAAUCAUGCAAAGAUUGCCGCCGCUGUUGUUGAAUCAAAUGAUGUCGUCGUCAAUGUCCGUUCCACCUUUCUCACGCGGCACACAUCACCGUUUGCCCUCGCCAUCGAUUUCCGCUUCGUCAAUUCCAGGAACUCACUGCUCUCCUGCCAUCAUGGGCUCGGAAAGUGUGUCAAUGGCAGCUCGGUUCCAGGAAACACAGCCGGUGUUAGCUCGCUCGACCUAUGUAUACGACCCUGCUUUGUCAUCUCAGCAAUACUUCAUGGUACAUGCAUCUGGCCUCCGUUUUGAUCCACAAAGCUCACCUGACUCCACAGGGCUCCGAAUUACCCAAUUUUCAAAAUCCGGGGUGAUUUUACCCUACGAUCGCACCAAAGCUCGACUUGAGAUCCUCGAGCUCUUCCGCCCGUUCCAUUCCGACCCAGCAGUCAUCUCCGAUCCCCAGCGCCGCCUCGCCGCUCUACGGACCCUGAGCAAAAGCUUGCCCAGCUCUCUGAAGCCUUGUCGCCGAGCUCGGCGUCACGGGCGGAGACGGCAGCGAGGUAUCACCUGUCACCAUCUGGGGCGACGAGCCGCUUAA